AGCGGUCCUGCAGCGGUACCAGCCUCCAGCCUGUCGCCGGGACUGCCCCUGACCCAGGCGCACCCGCUGCUUGGUGGCAGAAGGGCCGGCGGAGCGCUAUGGCCUGCAUCCUGAAGAGAAAGUCUAUGAUCGCAGUGAGCUUCAUAGCAGCGUUCCUCUUCCUGCUGGUUGUGCGCCUUGUAAAUGAAGUGAAUUUCCCACUGCUGCUAAACUGCUUUGGACAGCCUGGCACAAAAUGGAUACCAUUCUCCUACACAUAUAGGCGGCCCCUUCGAACUCACUAUGGAUACAUAAAUGUGAGGACACAAGAGCCUUUGCAACUGGACUGUGACCUUUGCGCCAUAGUGUCAAACUCAGGUCAGAUGGUUGGCCAGAAGGUGGGGAAUGAGAUAGAUCAGUCAUCCUGCAUUUGGAGAAUGAACAAUGCCCCCACCAAGGGCUAUGAAGAAGAUGUUGGCCGCAUGACAAUGAUUCGAGUCGUGUCCCAUACCAGCGUUCCUCUUUUGCUAAAAAACCCUGAUUAUUUUUUCAAGGAAGCAAAUGCUACUAUUUAUGUCAUUUGGGGCCCUUUCCGCAAUAUGAGGAAAGACGGCAAUGGCAUUGUUUACAACAUGCUGAAAAAGACUGUUGACGUCUACCCAAAUGCCCAAAUUUACGUGACCACAGAGAAGCGCAUGAGUUACUGUGAUGGCGUUUUUAAGAAGGAAACUGGGAAAGACAGAGUCCAGUCUGGCUCUUAUCUCAGCACAGGGUGGUUUACCUUCAUUCUGGCCAUGGAUGCCUGUUAUGGCAUUCACGUCUACGGGAUGAUAAAUGACACCUACUGCAAGACAGAAGGAUAUAGAAAAGUCCCCUAUCAUUACUAUGAACAAGGAAGAGAUGAGUGUGAUGAAUAUUUUCUUCAUGAACAUGCUCCAUAUGGGGGGCAUAGGUUUAUCACUGAAAAGAAAGUGUUUGCUAAAUGGGCCAAGAAACACAGGAUAAUAUUCACACACCCAAACUGGACAGUGUCUUGAUGUUAGUUUUUUCUGAUCUUGCCACAACACUUGACAUGAUCAUAAUACCACAACUGUGAUGCUCAUGAUGCUGAUGAUGGUGACGAUAAAGACAGCAACAAUGACCAAGUUUCUGUACAUUCUCCAAAAUGGAUGGUGACUCUGCCAGUAAUUUGAACUUGGGAUUUCAUGGAGGGUGGAUGUGCUCUUUACACUCUUUCUGAAGGUUCAACGUUACAUACUGCACUUUAUAAUUUAACUGGAAUUGCAAUGAAGGCCAGUAACAUGACAGCAGUGACCUAAGAAAUGGGAAGAUUAUCCUUCAAGAAAGCUGCCCAGAAUUCUUGAACAGUGAGUAACUUUCAGAAGCCAUGGGAUUUGGCCUCGUGAGGCAAAGUUAUUGACUCUCUGGUCUCUUGAACUUGAGCAGCUCCACCAUCUUGAAGAAUGGUUGAUUGUCAAACACUGACCCAAGAAACGCUAUCUGGGUACAAGUAUCGUACCGCAGUGACUAGUUAACCCAGAGGCAGGGAUGGAAUCUCUUCCUGACAGACCAUGGUCCUACAGUACCUCCUAUAGCUAAAGCCUCAGGCCAUUGCCUAAUUAACAAUGAAGAUAUCACGGACAUCCCACCCAUCAGGAUUCUUCAACAAUUCAAACACUUAAUUCAAAAUGGGCCAACUAGCAAAUCUUAAGGAAUUUUCACUCUCACCACUCCAUUCUCACUACCCCAAACAAUAUAACUUAACAUGUCACUAGAGUGAUCUUUAUUACUGCUUAGUUAUUUUUGGUCGAGUCCUAAAUAUUUCAGAAAGCUAUUUAAUAUGUAAGAUACCAACACUGUAAUAACAUAUACUGUGAAAGCGUUCUUAAAACAUAACCAAAAGGGUUUGCUAACUGUGCUUCGACAGCCAACAACACAAAAAUAUAUGCUUUUUAAACAUGAAACAAGGAAAGCAAAGCAUAUUUUUACAUCAAUUUGUAUCCUACCAUACUUCAUAAUAUAUAUUUGUAUAUUCAGAUUUCUACUUUAUAGGCUCAGCUGCAUCUCUCCAUACAGUACAUUAUCGUUGCCCAGUGCCAACCGCUAGACAUGGAGAGGAAAUGAUUCCUUGUAUUCAAUCUGACCAGAGCUUUUGCCUUCUUGGGGUUCAUUUUCCCCACAGUGUAUCAGUUGUUAUACCAGAAUAACAACACUAAUAAUGACCUUAAUGUCCAAAGUGCUUUGUCAUUUAAAGUCCUUAUAUAUAUGCUGUCCUAUGUGAUGCCUGUGACCACCCCACUGGGCUAUUGCCUGCACAUUUUCACAUCUCCUUAGCAGACGAUCUGCAAUUUGUUCUUUGCUUUGAUAUAUUCCAGAUCUUUCCCUCUGCUAAUAUUUGUAUAGAAUAUUGUAUAGAAUUUGUAUAGAAUACAUUUAUGUAGACUAGUAACCAAUUGAUUUCAGUGCCAAAUACAAUAUAUUAUAUCAGGAUUUUGCAAAAAGUAUCACAAGGAUUGUCCUGGCCAUAGACUAGGACUCCUGUGAAUGUAGGUACUUUUGAAUUUUUUUUUAAUGACUUUUUAGGUAGAGAAAAAUGAGGAAGCAGGGACACCAGGAGGGAAUGAACGCAGAGAAAUAGUUUUCUGUCCCAUCUUGAGAUGACAUUGUUCUCCAUACACUCAUUGCUCAUUAAAUAUGAGAGGGUUGAUUUGCUGACAGAGUAGCCAAGAGACAAAAAUAUCCUUGCAAAUGAUACAAUUGACAGAAUGGUUUGAAGGAUGAAAGUGAUGACGCAUUUCACGUCAGCAGCCCUUUGCAGGUCUUUACCAGUGCUGGAUCCCAUGAUAAGUUCUCAUUAAGUGGGGCCAUCCUGGGCAAAAUCCUCUUUGCUGCUCUCUGCUUGCCAUUUGGUUAACACCAGUACUCAGAGCCAAGAAAAUGGCCAAACGCCAUUUCCUUCAACACUCCUGUUUUUUCCUCGUGUGCUUUUCAGUUCUAGGUAUGUCAGGUUUUGUUGAGCGGACGAUGGAUGGAAAUGCCCACUCAAAGAAAAAUAAACAGUUGCAAAUGUUAAAAUUGUAAUACAGAUGGUUUUCCCCCUGUUUUGACACCGAAGUUCCACUUUUAAAUAAAAAGGAACAUUUGAUUAUCACAAUGCUUCAGGGAAUGCCAUAAUUUAUUUCAUUUUCUGGUAAAUGGAGGGUUAAAUCGAUUUGUUUUAGUCCUUACUAAUAAGACACUUUGCCCCCUUCCUGGCUCCCCUGCCUCUCCAGGAAAGAGACUUUGCCACGCCCACAGGUACCCUGCUGUGGGAGGUGUGUGUAGAAAAGUCAGCGUUUCCUCUGGAAGGGUGAAGGGGGGCCUCCCCUCUCCUCUCUUCCUUGCUCUCCCUUCCCCCCUUUUUUCCUUAACUGAACCCCAACCCCACUUUCUAUUGUUGUCUCUUGCCUCCUUUUUUCUAAAAGUGGGAAACAAAAAAACCAGUAUUCUCAAUUUGGAAACCUAAUUGGAUGAUUUCCAGUGUAAUCAGCAUUUUGAGAGAAUCACGUAACUUAUUUUUCUCUGUAGUCUUAAUGUUCCCUGCUUCCAUUUCCUGUUCCUCUUUACCCUCAGCUUCCCAAUUCUAGUGGAAAUACAAAGUGUAAUUUCUCCCAUAUUGAGAAAUUUGUCAUCUAAGAUUUACGGAUAGAGAAGAGAAUGACAAAGGAGAAAUUCAAACUUGUCACACAAGUUUCUGGCCAAUUUCACUGGUUCUAGCCAACUGAAAGAUUUCACCCAGCAGCUAAACAUUGAAGAAUUCAACCAAACUCACUCAUCACUGAUGUAUAUCUAUUCCAGAAGUUAAUUAACAUCUGUAAAAAACAAACAUAUUCCAAUUCCAUCCAAGGCUUUAGGCAAAUGGACUAUUGAAAAUGGCCACAAUUUGCUGAAAUCAGCGUUAAAAACAUGCAUGCUAGAAAUAAUAGAGUAAAUAUUAUUUUUAAUUCUGCAGAAUUUUAGAAAAAAAGCAAGGAAAUUUAAAAACAGUUUUAAAAUGAAUGUUUGAGUCUUUUCUAAGUUAGCCUCGUGACUAAGUAGUAAUGAUUUAUAUUGUUAUGAUGGUAAUGUGAAUUAGAAAACUUCUAGACUAUAUCUUACCUUGCUAUGAAACCUAUCAAAGAAAAACCAGUUUGGAAGGAUGUUUGUAUAUAUGCACAUAGAGUCACUGUGUGUGUGUGUGUGUGUGUGUGUGUUUAAAAUCAUACCUGUAAUCCUCUAUUUUUCAGUGGUAUGUAUGAAUCACAGAAAACCUAUUUUAGACUUCAAUGAAAUUUGUUGGUUUACAUUUUGAAUCCUGAUGAAAAAAUAAGGCAAAAAUCCAAAUUAAACAUACCGAUUGUAAAGAGUACAUCAGAUAAUAUUCAAUGGCUGGCCCAUAGAAUAAAGCUGGAGAAGCUGCUCUAUCUAGAACUGAGAACACAGAUGCCACAGUUGUCACAGAUCAGACCUCUAAGGAUAGCAAUCUCUGUUGUAGGCUCUGAUGAUCGCAGUUCACCUAGUCACACUGGAAAACACUACAUCAAGCUGCAUUCACACUGAAGUGAAUGAACAUUGGUCCCCUUAUUCCAGGCUUAUUCCAAAUAAGCCUGCCUUUGACAUAAGCAAUACUCAGAUUUGCAUGGUUUUUAUUAUAUGGUUAGAGAACUGUGACUAUUCUGAAAAGAGGAAAGUGUAUAAGGAGAUUACACUUUGAGGAUUUGAAAUGAACCAGCCGUUGUGGGAGCAAGAGUCUGAAUUGGGGACUUUGCUGACCUUUCCAGAAGUAUAAAGCCAUCAGAAGAGAAUCACUUGUUACUUCCUUAGGAAAAAACACUGAAUACUUCACAUGGUUGUGUUACUUGGAUGCUAAUUGUAAGCUCAGUUUUCAUUUUAAUAAGGAAGAUAAUAUAAUCAGAAGGUUUACUUUUUUUUUUUAACAACAUACCCAUCUAGCAUUUAAUGUGGCAUUUCGAAUGCAUAGAACAAACUAUAUUGCCCCACGUCAGGCGAUUACAUACCUUAGCAGAACAAAUGAUUUACAGUCCCAGAGCCAUGAGGGGGAAAAAUGCUUUUCCCUCAACUGCAUUUUUAAAAUGCAAGACCUCAUCAUUUUAACAGUAUUCAUAGAUCCAGUGACUCUUCAGUGCUAACCUUUGUAAGUAUUCUAGACUUUUAGAGCUGCAACGGGUUUAGAGACCAGUCAAUUCAACCCCUCCUUCUUGGAGUUGAAGAAAUAGACCUAUAGAAGUGAAGUGAUUGCCCAUGGCUAUAACACAGACUAAUGGCAGUCCUGAGCCUCAAAUUCUUAUCUCAUAUCUCCUUCUCUAGUACUGUUUCCAUAACUUUUUUUAAAGCACAGAAUGGUAGCUGAAAAAAUGCAUAAAUGACUUAAUGAAAGUCUAUCCCUGGAAUCCAAGGGAUAGAUUAGUAGUGUUGAUUCUACUCAUGAUCAGAGAAAUCCCCACACUGAAUACAGAAACAGUCACCUAAUUGAAGGAACAUAUCCCGGUAAUUGUCCAUAUUCUCUGUUAUCUAUGUUUAUUGCUAAGACUGCAUAACCUUCUGUUAUCAUGAAAUUGUAGGACUAAUUUAAGGAAUGUAAAAGUGAGUAUCUUACUUCCUUGUUGUUAAGGAUGAUCAAGCUACCGAUACUCCUCUAAGAGCUGUUGAGUAUGGAAGGUGCUUGGUGUAACUGACAUGUCCUAUUGUCCAAUUAUCUCCAGAAACCAAGUGUCCUAAUUCUCAAACCAAUGCGGCUGCUCAUUAGUGAAAUAAUCUAUCUGCACUGGCCGGUAAAAUUCUACCCUUUGUUUCCACACCUGUCUCUGUACCACACGUGAUCUUCGAGGGCAGAUACCCUUCUGGAAGGUAAGUCACUGCCCCAAGUGCUCCGCCGGACUUAAUCAUCAUGCAAGAUUGAAAGAGUUUUUUUUCUUUUUUUUUUUUUAAGAUUUUAUUUAUUCAUUCGAUAGAGGGAGAGAGACAGUGAGAGGGGGAACAUAAGCAGGGGCAGAGGCCG
Molecule: messenger RNA, 6016 nt
Organism: Zalophus californianus (California sea lion)
Lineage: Eukaryota; Metazoa; Chordata; Mammalia; Carnivora; Otariidae
Gene: ST6GALNAC3
Product: ST6 N-acetylgalactosaminide alpha-2,6-sialyltransferase 3
Exons: 5
Coding region: 99-1016 (305 amino acids)
Biological process (GO): ganglioside biosynthetic process; oligosaccharide metabolic process
Molecular function (GO): alpha-N-acetylgalactosaminide alpha-2,6-sialyltransferase activity
Source: RefSeq, a predicted model, not a curated record